Gryllus bimaculatus (two-spotted cricket) is the source of this 528-nucleotide messenger RNA. The record is from the annotation of a GenBank genome assembly. NCBI's taxonomy places the organism in Eukaryota, Metazoa, Arthropoda, Insecta, Orthoptera, Gryllidae.
AUGCGCGUGCACUCGUCCGCCCCCGCCGCCGCUGCCACCCCCGCCGCCCCCACUGCCACCGCCUCCAGUGCCCUCGACGCCGCGGGAGAAGCCCCACCGCCGCCGCCGCCCCCGCGCCCCGCCGGCCCCGUCACCUGCGACGUGUGCGGAAAGACGCUGUCGCACCGCUGCUCGCUGGCGCGCCACAUGCGCACGCACUCGGGCGAGCCGCGGCCGCGGCCGCACCGCUGCGCGGGCUGCGGGGCGUCGUUCGGCACGGCGCCGCAGCUGGCCGACCACGAGCGCCGCCGCCACACGGGCGAGCGGCCGUUCGCGUGCGCGCGCUGCGGCCGGCGCUUCCACUCGCGCGCGCACCUCAAGUACCACGAGCGCGCGCACGACCCCGCGCGCCCCUUCCGCUGCGACUUCUGCCUCAAGGCCAGAUAUGCUAGACAACAGCAAAGUGUUCAAUAUCCAACUACUACUCUUGCUUUAGAUACAGCACACAGACCAUCUCCAGUCGAUUUAAAUGUUAAAGAUAAUCGUUAA